AUGGGCACCGACCUCGACCUCACGGCAGGCGCGCUCCUGCUCGGGGUGCUUAUCACAGACAUCGGAUAUGGAAUCACCACGACACAAACGUACAUGUAUAUGACUCGCUUCACAAGGGACCCGUGGUUCAUCCGAGGGACAGUCUGGACGCUUCUGGCGAUAGACACCGCGCACAUCGCGUUUACAUGGCACAUGGUGUACCACUAUCUUAUACGCAACUUCAGCAACGCAAUCAUUACGGUCAUCGCACACUGCUUCUAUGCUCGGCGCAUCCUUAUACUUGGGGGGCGCAAGUGGCUGCUUCCGGCACUGCUCAUCCUUAUACUCUCCGUCAUGCGAUUGGUAUUCGGGUUUAUCGCGGUCAUUCAGAUCGAUAGCCUCAAAUCGUUCCAGCUCAUCAAACACGGAACUCUCGUCACGGUGGUUAUCGGGCUAAGCUCCGGCACGCUAGCGGACUGCGUCAUUACCGGGUCGCUCGUGUACCUUCUCCGAAUCCACAAGUCUGAACUGAGUCCUCCCGAAACCUCGUAUCCCCAAAUGCUCUCGCUGAUGGGUCUCGUCUUGAUGCUGAUGCUUAGCACGGUGCUGCAAUUUGCCCCGAUGCCGGCCAAUAUGGUCUUCAUCGCAUUGCACAUGCUACUCAGCAAACUCUAUGCCAACUCGCUGCUUGCGACGUCAGUUCUCUUUCUCGGCAUGCAGGACCUCCUCGCUUGGAUUUGCUAA
This is a messenger RNA of Trametes versicolor FP-101664 SS1, 723 nucleotides long. RefSeq lists its product as uncharacterized. The transcript is spliced from 15 exons. The coding region runs from base 1 to 723 and encodes 240 amino acids. The record is from RefSeq and is a predicted model, not a curated record. NCBI's taxonomy places the organism in Eukaryota, Fungi, Basidiomycota, Agaricomycetes, Polyporales, Polyporaceae.